AUGUGAAGACAUCUUUAAACCCUUACCUGGACAAGAUCAACCAAACAGAACAAUUAUGACAACAGGAGUGGCCGGCAUUGGUAAAACCGUGUUAACACAAAAGUUCACUCUUGACUGGGCUGAAGACAAAACCAACCACGACAUACACUUUACAUUUCUCUUAACUUUCAGAGAGCUGAAUUUACUGAAAGGGAAAGAGUUUAGCUUAUUGGAACUUCUUCAUCACUUUUUUAUUGAGACCAAAGAAGCAGGAAUCUGCAGAUUUGACCUGUUCCAAGUUGUCUUCAUCUUGGAUGGUCUUGAUGAGUGUCGACUUCCUCUGGACUUCCAUAACAACCAGACCUGGACUGAUGUUACAAAGCCGACCUCAGUGGACGUGCUGCUGACAAACCUCAUCAGGGGCGACCUGCUUCCCUCCGGUCACAUCUGGUUAACCACACGCCCUGCAGCAGCCAAUAAGAUCCCUGCUGAGUGUGUUGACAUGGUGACGGAGGUGAGAGGGUUCACUGACCAACAGAAGGAGGAGUACUUCAGGAAAAAAUUCAGAGAGGAGAAGCUGGCCAGCACAAUCAUCUCCCACAUCAAGAAAUCAAGAAGCCUCCACAUCAUGUGUCACAUCCCAGUCUUCUGUUGGAUCACUGCUACAGUUCUGGAGGACAUCUUCAAAACAUCUAAGAGAGGAGAAGAGAUGCCCAAGACCGUGACUCAGUUGUAUAUCCACUUCCUGGUGGUCCAGUCCAUACAGGGGGGCAGGAAGUAUCAUGGGAGAGCUGAAACAGAUCUACACUGGAGUUCAGAGAGCAGGAAGAUCAUUGUUUCUCUGGGAAAACUGGCUUUUAACCAGCUGGAGAAAGGCAACCUGAUCUUCUACGAAGCAGACCUGGCAGAGUGUGACAUCAAUAUCAAAUCAGCUUCAGAGUACACAGGAGUGUUCACCCAGAUCUUUAAAGAGGAGUUUGGGCUAUACCAGGGCAGGGUGUUUUGCUUUGUCCAUCUGAGCAUCCAGGAGUUUCUGGCUGCCCUUUAUGUCUUUCUGUCCUUCGUCAACACGGGAGUCAAUCUGCUCUCAGAAGAAGCACCAACCUCUGGUGAAGAUAAACUCUUCCACCUCUACCAGCAUGCUGUGGACAAGGCCUUACAGAGUGAGAACGGACACCUGGACUUGUUCCUUCGCUUCCUGCUGGGCCUCUCUCUGGAGACCACCAUAGACUACCAUAUCUUGAAUGCCCACCACUGCAGUUAUUUUACCACAUUGACUGCACUUGAGCCAACCAUGACUUUAAAAAGUUAG
Messenger RNA from Gadus morhua (Atlantic cod), 1291 nucleotides. RefSeq names its product protein NLRC3-like. The coding region runs from base 56 to 1291 and encodes 411 amino acids. The record is from RefSeq and is a predicted model, not a curated record. The transcript has a single exon. Lineage: Eukaryota; Metazoa; Chordata; Actinopteri; Gadiformes; Gadidae.